Messenger RNA from Hydractinia symbiolongicarpus, 1852 nucleotides. Its product is annotated as counting factor 60-like. The transcript has a single exon. Gene Ontology annotation, molecular function: phosphatase activity. The coding region runs from base 36 to 1502 and encodes 488 amino acids. The record is from RefSeq and is a predicted model, not a curated record. Lineage: Eukaryota; Metazoa; Cnidaria; Hydrozoa; Anthoathecata; Hydractiniidae. Gene Ontology annotation, biological process: glycosaminoglycan biosynthetic process; dephosphorylation; chondroitin sulfate proteoglycan biosynthetic process. Gene Ontology annotation, cellular component: Golgi apparatus.
UUUUAUUUUUUUCUAAAUUUUUAGAAAAAAUAAAAAUGUUAAAAUGCUUCCGCUAUAGAAGAAAGAUGUCCAACCUUCGAAGUUCAGUAUUACUUAUUGCAUUAUUUGUUAUUACCGUUUUGUUGUAUUUAUUUUAUGUUCGUCCUCUUUCACCUUGGAAAGGUGGCAAUGCAGUAAAAGUAACGAAACGUAGUGAUAUCGCGUACUGCAACAGCCCUGGCUACGUAACUGGUGCCGAAAGUGAAAACAUGGCUGGUUUUACAUUAAAACAACUUCAAGUUGUGAUCAGGCAUGGAGACAGAGGACCAAUUCAUCCAAAAGCAUUACGUCAUACUAGCCCAGUAUAUAUUUCUUGCUCGUUUAACAAUACAAGUCUACUGCAAUUCACGAAGCUUCGGAACUUUCGUGAAGUUAUCAAUAAAGAUACUUUCGUAGUCAAAGGAAGUGAAAAGAAAAAGUUGAUCGAUGAACGUCAUUUUUGCAAAGGUGGGCAACUCACACCUUUCGGGUAUUUACAACAUCUUUUUAACGGUGAACAUUUAAAGAGGAGCUAUAAAAACUUUUUAUCAACAAUUGAUUUGAAAUCAGAGAUACACAUUCAAGCAACCGACGUCCCUCGUACAAUUCAGAGUUCGUCUGCUUUAAUCGCAGGCAUAUUUCAUGACGAGUUGACCAUUAAUACAUACAAUAUCCCUAUUCACAUUCAUAAAGAUCGUGUUAGCAACGGACAUUUUCUCUUAGAUGAAAAUUCAAACGAUUUACAUUGUCCACAACUUGAAGAAAAAACUAACCACAUCGGCGAAACACCGAAAAUUAUUCAUUUUUUUAAAAAUGCUGAACCGAUGCUUCAAAAGAUGGCCCAAAUAUUACUUCUAAAACGAGAAUCGUUACCGGCGUUUUCAUACAUUGUUGAUAUCCUAUACACCAAGUUGUGUCAUGGUCAAGGUCUACCGCGUGGCCCUCGUGCUCAGCUUCCAGGGAGUUUAGUGAAGCAAGCAUUACAGUUUUCUCACAUGUACUCUAAUGUGUGGUACUCUGCGUUGGCAGAACUGCAAACGUUAUCCAUACUCUCACAGAUAGCUAAAUAUGCUUUACAUAUGUUGCUGCGUGGGAACAAUCCUAAAAAGUUUGUUUUAUUUUCUGGUCAUGAUUCUACAAUAGCGCCAUUUUUACACAUUCUUGGUGUGUCUGAUGGAAAAUGGCCACCAUACGCUUCGAGAGUGGUAAUAGAAUUUUACACACGUGACUCCACAUUUAAGGAAGACCUCCCUAUUAAUGAAAAGAUAAAAUCUACGUAUUUUCGAGUUAUUUAUAAUGGGGUAGCUCACAAACGAUUAAAAUUUUGUCACAGCAACGAUCCUCCGAACUUGUGUGCAUUGCAUGAUUUGUUUGUUUACGUUUCCGAUGGCCUGUAUCAUGAUCAACUUGAACUUAUUGACGACGUAACAUUUCGGGAGUUAUUAUUUUCAAGAAUUAAAAGCAUUUGUUUUCGAGAUGUAUAGUUUUACGUAAAACUUUAAGAAUAUAAGUCAUAUACCAAAAAGUGUACACUAAACGUCAAUCCAGCGUACCCUGCCUGUCCUUAACGAUUCGCUCCUGUGAAGCAUGUAGGCGAAAAAUCAGUUGAAAUAUCCAUUUUCCCAAAAAAGGUAUUUCACAAAAUAUUUAAACGUCAAAGGAUCCUAGGAUUGAGGUUAUCGUACACCUUUGGAUUUGGGAGUCAUCCCUUAGUUCACUUUAAAAUAAUAUUUUUGUUGAUGUUGAUUAAAUUUGUAUUUUUAGUCAUAUUUAGGGUAUUUAUUUUUAAAUGUGACACAUUUGCUAUAUAUUUAAAAUAAGAUAAUCGUCGGUA